AUGAGAUUCUCUUCUUACUUCAUUCUCACUGCUCUUACUGCCAUUGCCGGAGCUUCUCCAGUGCCUGCUAUUGAGUGGGUCACCAUUACCGCUUACACAACUAUUUUAUUCUCGAACACCGAAAAUACAAUUGUUGCAGAGAGUUCCCAGGAGACUUUGGUUGCGGAAACAAUUGCAACCAGUCAAACUGAUGCUACAUCCACAUCUGAAACUGUCGAUGACUUUAACUUGAAGAGCGCCUUCAAGGCCCUCAUUGCUACAUCUAGUGCUGCUGACGAUGCUGCAAUUUCAACCGCAUCUACCUCACAGGUUGUUACCGUUUCGCCUUCUGCUUCAAAACUCGAAAUCUCGACAUCGACAACCCCUGCCACAUCUUCAUCCGCCACUACUUCAGGCUCAUUUUCAGGUGAGGGAACUUUCUACGAUACUGGUUUGGGUUCUUGUGGUGUGACCAAUACCGAUACAGACUACAUUGUGGCUAUUUCACAUGAGUUAUACGACAAGUACACCCCCAACGGCAACCCAAACGACAACAGCUUGUGCGGAAAGAAAAUUAAGGCUUCUUAUGAAGGCAAAUCUGUCGAAGUUACGGUGGUUGAUAGAUGUGAAGGCUGUGCCUACUACGACUUGGAUUUCUCUCCAUCAGCAUUCUCUGACCUUGCUAGCCAGAACUUAGGAAGAAUCGACAUCACAUGGGAAUGGGCUUAG
Sungouiella intermedia is the source of this 708-nucleotide messenger RNA. NCBI's taxonomy places the organism in Eukaryota, Fungi, Ascomycota, Pichiomycetes, Serinales, Metschnikowiaceae. The record is from the annotation of a GenBank genome assembly.